Molecule: messenger RNA, 246 nt
Organism: Thermothielavioides terrestris NRRL 8126
Lineage: Eukaryota; Fungi; Ascomycota; Sordariomycetes; Sordariales; Chaetomiaceae
Exons: 1
Source: RefSeq, a predicted model, not a curated record
AUCACGCCCAACAACGCGGGCGCCAAGAACGUGGGCAACGGCAAGGGCGAGCAGUUCAUCACGGGCGGGUGCGUCAACGACGCCGACUGCAGCUCGGGCUGCUGCGCCAACGCCAGCGGCGUCGGCGUCUGCUCGGCCGAGGCAGCGCAGUUCCAGAACGGCAAGCAGGGCUGCCACUUCGUCGACCCCAACGCGGCCGCCACCAUCGCGGCGGCGAAGGCGCAGGUGCAGAAGCAGGGCUUUUGA